Molecule: messenger RNA, 1382 nt
Organism: Physella acuta
Lineage: Eukaryota; Metazoa; Mollusca; Gastropoda; Physidae
Product: inactive pancreatic lipase-related protein 1-like
Biological process (GO): lipid catabolic process
Molecular function (GO): lipase activity
Source: RefSeq, a predicted model, not a curated record
AUAAUUGAAUUAGAAAACAAACUCGUUUACUUUCUAUAACCAGGAUAGCCUGCUGUAUUGUUAGGUCGCUAGCCACAGAGCUCAUCCAUCUAUCUCUUACUUGUAACUAACAAACAAACAGUUAGAGGCAACACCAGCAAAUAAUGUUGAUAGCUAUUAUCUUUCUGGUAUCGUCUAGUCUCAUCUGUCAGGCAGUCGCUGGUCUUUUUGGCACCUGUUACAAUGACUUGGGAUGUUUCUACAACACCCCACCCUUCGGCUUCACCUGGCAGAGACCCUUGGGUCUAGUCCCGCAGUCGCCUUCGAAUAUCAAGACCAAAUUCCGCCUGUACACACGUACACAGCGAGCCACACCGCUAGACCUUGAGGCUGUCGAUGUGAAAACAAGUCUCCAGACAACCUGGCCAGAUUUUUCACCCAGACCGACCAAAUUUGUCAUCCAUGGAUUCCUCGAUGGUACCGAGAUUACCACGUGGUCUAAGAUGGUAAUAAAUUAUAUGCUUUUUUAUGCUUUCACAGAGCAGGAGAUGAAAGAAGAGCUUCUGACCAAGGGAGAUUACAACGUUAUUCUGGUGGACUGGUCGGCUGGGGCGGUGCCAAUAUACACUCAAGCUACAGCCAACACCCGACUGGUGGGGCCACAGAUAGGUCUUCUCAUCAACCAACUCAUUGGCAAGUUUAACUUGUUGCCCAAACAUGUCCACAUCAUCGGCCACAGUCUGGGGGCUCACACAGCAGGGUACGCUGGGGAGAGGGUGCCAGGUUUGGGGAGGAUUACAGGUUUGGACCCAGCAGGCCCAGAAUUUGAUGGCACGCCAGCGGAAGUGAGACUGGACCCAACGGACGCCAUGUUUGUUGACGUCAUACACUCAGACAUGGGCUCUCUAAUCAACUUCCAUUUUGGCAUAACACAGAAUGUAGGUCGCGUCGACUUCUACCCAAAUUUAGGUCACAACCAGCCAGGAUGUAGCCAGUCAACAAUCAAUUCUGUUGAGCAGUGGGGUCUAAUUAGCGGCUCUAAUGAACUAAUGACCUGCAGCCACAACCGUGCAGUCAAACUUUUUAAAGAGAGCAUCAACUCUGUUUGUAGCUUCACCAGCUACUCGUGUGAUAGCGAGGACAAAUUUAAAUCAGGACAAUGCACCACUUGUGGUCCAUCUGGUUGUGCCAACAUGGGAUUCUGGGCUGACACCAACAAGAACGCUACAGGCAAAUAUUACAUCAAGACAAAUGGUGCUGCACCUUUCUGCACGUCUUGAUGAUGCAAGUCUUUUGUCUUAAAUGUUGAGUGCAAAGAAUGUAAUAGAUUUGUGGAAGGAUUUUCGAGAUCUUUAACAUUACAUAUUUAAUCGACGUCUUAGUAAAGAUAAACGUGUUCAAAA